CGCCAUCGUCGUCAGUGCAGUGCGGGGACGCGGGCUGCACACGCCGCGCAGUGGCGGACGGGAGGAGGGCCCGCGCGGGCCAGCCUGGGCUCGGUGUGACAGCGUUAGGUCGGCAGGCAGACAGACAGACAGGCAGGCAGGCAGGAGAUGACGCGUGCACCACCUGGACGGCUGGUCCACGUUCAGAUCUCCGGGUCCCGGUCAGGCUGGCUGCCGUCAGGAUGUGAUCUUUGGAGACAGCGUCUUCCUGCACAGCUCAGGCUGGCCUUGAACUCAGACCCCCCUGCUUCAGCGUCACCAGGCCCUGAACGCCCCUGCAUGGUCCCUAAGCCUGAGUGGCAAAACGGUGUUGGCCAACUUCCUGACGGAAUCUUCAGACAUCACUGAAUACAACCCCACUCAGGGUGUGAGGAUCCUGGAGUUCGAGAAUCCACAUGUCACCAGCAACAACAAAGGCACGGGCUGCGAGUUCGAGCUCUGGGACUGCGGUGGUGACUCCAAGUUUGAGUCCUGCUGGCCGGCCCUGAUGAAGGAUGCACAUGGCGUGGUGAUUGUCUUCAACGCUGACACCCCCAGCCACCUGAAGGAAAUCGAGAUGUGGUACUCCUGCUUUGUGCAGCAGCAGUUCCUCCAGGACAGCCACUGCAUGCUGGUGGCCCACCACAAACCCGGCUCAGGAGGGGACAAGGGCGGCCUGGCUCUGUCCCCGCCCCUCAACAAGCUGAAGCUGGUGCACUCCAACCUGGAGGAGGACCCCGAGGAGGUCCGCGCCGAGUUCAUCAGGUACCUCAAGAGCAUCAUCAGCUCCCUGUCGGAGAGCAGGGACCGUGAGGAGAUGCUCAUCAUCACCUAGCUCGCAGCUUCCGGGGCCGCCUCCUGACGCCACCGCCACCCGAUGACCUCACCAGCCGCACACACGCCGCACACAGCACACACCCACACACGCACAGCCACUCACACACACACACCCACACACGCACACAGCACACACACACGUACACACGCACACAGCCGCUCACAGAGCACACACCCAGACACACACAGCUGCAUGCACCCCUCCCUUGCCGGCUGCAGAAGAGUUUCUGCUCUGCUGGAGGUUCUCGGAAGACUCUGGCAUGGGGGCUGAGGCAGGAGGCUGGAGAGUUCAAGGCCAGCCUGGGCGCCAGGGAACCCUGGUCCCAACCCUUCUCCAGAGCAAACGCUGCCUGUGUCACUGUCACCCCAUAAACGAGUCCUCCCGCCUCGUGCUGUGUUUACCUUGA
Meriones unguiculatus (Mongolian gerbil) is the source of this 1262-nucleotide messenger RNA. It is a transcript of the gene Ift22, whose product is annotated as intraflagellar transport 22. Bases 527 to 853 code for a protein of 108 amino acids. Gene Ontology annotation, molecular function: GTPase activity. NCBI's taxonomy places the organism in Eukaryota, Metazoa, Chordata, Mammalia, Rodentia, Muridae. Gene Ontology annotation, biological process: intracellular protein transport. The record is from RefSeq and is a predicted model, not a curated record. The transcript has 5 exons. Gene Ontology annotation, cellular component: endomembrane system.